Molecule: messenger RNA, 5004 nt
Organism: Anarrhichthys ocellatus (wolf-eel)
Lineage: Eukaryota; Metazoa; Chordata; Actinopteri; Perciformes; Anarhichadidae
Product: transcription factor MafG
Exons: 3
Coding region: 819-1307 (162 amino acids)
Biological process (GO): regulation of epidermal cell differentiation; regulation of transcription by RNA polymerase II
Cellular component (GO): nucleus
Molecular function (GO): RNA polymerase II cis-regulatory region sequence-specific DNA binding; DNA-binding transcription factor activity, RNA polymerase II-specific
Source: RefSeq, a predicted model, not a curated record
UAUGCUGAGUGUGCAUGCCUUCGACUCGCCGCUGACAAGCUGGCCGCGGCUACUAGCUUCACGGGUUAGCAUACCUAGCGUCUUACAUAUAUCCUCGUCAAGUUGGCCGGAUUUAUACCAGACCUUAGAUUUCAAAAUAAGAGCGCCCGCAUUACUCAAGCUAUUAACACGCAUGUCCUCGCACGUAUUGUGGUUUUAUUUUGAAAGCGUACUACCGGAAAUGCUUGUGUAGCCUGCUGGUAACCGACGGCGGGUGGAGGGACUUCUACUAUGCUGAGAUGGCAGCUAAGCUUUUUGUACACAUGAAGCUCACGAGCAGCGAAUAUAAAAGAUGCCAUUCAUAUUUUGGGUGUUUGAUGAAGCGCAGCGGCCAGCAGGUUUGCGCUUAAAACGAGGAAUGAGGAAUUGCUCGUGAUGCUGAAUUGCGACCGUUAUAGUAGGAAGGCUGAGCACGGGGAUUUCCUCGCCUGCUUGUUUGUAGGCGGGCAGUUGUUCGCCACUUUCACGAGACGGCGGUGAGAGGUUUUUUUUGGUGGGGGGGGGACAGAGAGUCGCGGAAUGUCAAAAAAAAACCUGUGCAGCUAGGUUGCUCCUGGGAUAAAACACUUUUAUGCCAAAAGGUGUCCGCGCGCUGUCUCUCACCGCGCUUCUUGGUUGGGUUUGUCAACUCAUGCGCUUCUUUGCUGUUCAAACCUGCUGCUUCAUCACCUCGUUGUGCAAAAAAAAAAAAAAAAAAAAAGGAGCAAGAGCGAGCCGAGGCAGCGGUUUAGCGCGAGAUCAGACCAACCAGCAGCACAGGUGGACGCGGCUCUCGUGGCAUGACUACCACAAACAAGGGAAACAAGGCCUUGAAGGUGAAGCGGGAGCCGGGAGAAAAUGGCACCAGCCUGACAGACGACGAGCUGGUGACCAUGUCUGUGCGGGAGCUGAACCAGCAUCUACGGGGUCUGACGAAGGAGGAGAUCAUUCAGCUGAAGCAGCGGCGACGCACCCUGAAGAACCGCGGCUACGCCGCCAGCUGCCGGGUGAAGCGCGUCACCCAGAAGGAGGAGCUGGAGAAGCAGAAGUCUCAGCUACAGCAGGAAGUGGACAAGCUGGCCACGGAGAACGCCAGCAUGAAGGUGGAGCUGGACGCUCUGCGCUCAAAGUACGAGGCCCUCCAGAGCUUCGCUAGGACUGUGGCCCGCAACCCCGUCACCUCAGCCAGGGGCCCCAUGGCCUCGGUCAUAGGGCCCCUCAUCCCCGGUAAAGUAGCUGCCACCAGCGUCAUCACCAUCAUCAAAUCCAAAACGGGGGCUAGGUCGUAGUAGCAGAAAAGGGCGGGAGGAAGAUUUUCCAAGACUAAGCUAGUCAGUGCAUUGUAACAUGCCGAAGGAUCGCCUGUGUAAGUUUUCCCAAAUUCACUCCCAAAGGAUGACUCAGCAGUCUGUACCAGUCUACAGACACGUCGUGCUUUAGGGUGACACAGUCGAACUGUGAGGUUUAGGACGUCGCAGUUGGUUGUUGAAGAACGCCGACAUAUUGGCAAUACUGACACGUUCCAUUUAGAAAGCAUAUCGUUGUUACAAAUACUUAAUAAGGCAAUAUUGGGUGCAAAAACUACAAAGCAGAAUUCCGACUGUUAACAUCUUGUUGAUUUUUGGAUAAUGCGACGUGUCCGUGUCCUUAAAACUGAGCUCUUGAGAUUUUUUUCCUUGUAGAGUCUCACAAACAUGUCAAAUCAUCCAGUUUAGACGUUAAAGCCCUGAACCCCUUUGCCUGUUAUUAUGCACUGACUUGAAUUUGGAUAAAUAACAAACGGUGUGAAUGCUACAGAUGUCUUCAUAACAGCCUGACUAACCCAAAACUAGUAACUGAGUCAAAAUUGUGAUUUCUUUGUCGGUUAGUCUGUCGAGACUAUAAGCGUGAAAUAAUGCUCCCGAAUCCAGCAUUCAUUUCUGUUUUAUCUGUGACCGGCUUUAACGCACUUGUCAUUAUCAAUAUGACUGGUAGAUGCAAUAAUAAUAUAUGUAUGCACUGAAAAUACAAAGAGGUCUUGCAUAUUUAUGGUUAAGUGGAAAUGUUAAAAAUGAAUCAGCAGUUCUUAACGACGAUGUUCCAGAGCUGAUUCCAAUAUGACAAGAUUCUUCUUCAAUAUGUGAAUGUUAUAACAGUAAUAUCCUCUUGUUUUGUGGGGGCGCUGAUAUCCACCAACAUUUUUGAAACUUUUUUUUUUUUUUUUGCUCAUAGAGAAAAUAUGUUCCGGUUGCUUUGUUUAAAAGAUAUAUAUUGCAUUUUUUUUAAUUUUUUGUAAUUACUUGUUGACAGGGCCGUCGGGAUAUUCCCAAAAAAAAAAAAAAAUCUUUACACAAGCUUUACUGUUUUGAAUUGUUAAGGUGUAGAAAACUUUGUCUAAUGUUGAGUUAUUGGUUUUUAUUACUAGGUAGAUUACCUUCCAUCAUUUAUAGAAAUACAGAUAAAAAAAAAACAUUCAAAAAAAAAAAAGUCCUGUGACAUCUUUUUUGCAAUUGUACCGAAAGUGGCUUACUAUUGAAGUCUGAUAGCUUUUUUCUAGUGACUAGGCGCGUACUGUGGGGUAGCGCGUGACGUGAUGUGUAAGUGACAAGUCGGCAGUGUCGUCACUGUAUAGAUGUCAACGCUGUGCUAUUUUAAAACAAAUCUGUAGAGCUAAACUAGGUGGUGUAAACAAGGUCAAUUGUCUUUGUGCGUAUUGGCAUCUGUGAUAUCCUCCGCUUCCUCGGUGUUCAUGUUGUCGUCAAGAAGUUCACCACAUUGAGCCAUGUGAGACGGUGAUCGGGUGAAAUGGCAUUAGUGACUUCUACCUGAAGCUGUGUAAUUGGUUGCACCUGGUGCUUGGAUGCCCUCGGAAACACAUCCUCUGUAACCCCCGAAAAAUAAUGGGACUUCAUUGUCGUAUCCAUUCCAGCCACUUAACUGGUUUAGAUCUUAAUUAAGGGAAGAGAAAUUAAUAACCUUUUCAAAUUUCGCUUUUGACGGACUAAAUGUGAAGUUUUUUUCCCCUCCUCCAAAUAUCUACAGCGAUCAGAUUGCGUCAAUGAACUUAAAGGGUAACCGGCCAAUCACGGCGCAGCAUCACGAGUGUAGAUGCACCCACUGGUCUUCAGAUUAAAGGCGGUAGAGUUCGGCUGAGGGUCCGUAUGCACUAAGCUCCUGCUUGUUUUGCUCAGGAUUAAACAGGUCACUCUCUAAAAAAAAAUGAACAAUCCAUUCUAGACGAGAGACAGAGAGAGAGAGAGAAGCAGGGAUGGCAGCUCUGUUCAUUUUUGCUUUUUUUAUUUUAUUUAUUUUUUAUAUAUAUAAACAUGUCAUCAAGGGCUUCAAUCCACACUCGGAAAAGAGACGCAAGCAAGACCAUGUAGGAUUACAAUCAAGCAGCGCUCCAGUGGAGCGGUUCUCCACCUCAAGGUGAAAGUGGUCGUGUAAUGACAUUAAACAGAAUGCGCUUCAUCCAGAUCUCACUCCCCUGGUGGUUCAGAAUGUCUUCAUAGUGUCGGCAAGGUGUUGAUCUCAAAGCUAUACGCCUCUCAGCGGGAAAAACAACUCCACGCCAGAGAGACCUGGGUGCCCGGUGUCUUAUCGUCGACAUUGCUUAGCUCUCACCAUAGACUGGUGAACUGUGGGAAUGAUAUAUAUAUCUGACUCUUGACAUAGCCCAGUAUUGAUGUUGGCGUCCUUAUUGCUGUGGCAAAGUCUUGUGGAGUGAAUCUUUUUUCGGUGUCAAGUGUCUUUUAAAAAGGUGUUUCGAAAGCGGGCACCGUCGACCAAUCUCUCCGCUCGAGGGUGAUCACUCUUCUCUUUCUCACACAUACAGUUGUGUAGUAUGUAGCUACAGUAGGUAUUAAUGACCAUUGUGAAAAAGUGACCCUUAAAUAUGCAACUCAGUGGAAAAAGGUGUGAAAGAGUAGACGUAAGAGUAAUCAAUAUUGUCAAAGUGACUAUGGUCUGUUAUUCAAUAAUUCUUGCUGUUUUGUAGGUUGUUCCUUUUUUUGUAAAAUGUGUUUUUUUUGUUGUUGUUUUUUAUCCCUAAAUGGAAGAGCAAUUGGCCCUUGUUUAUAGCAGCGGACAUGUAAAAGUGUGCAGUGUGGAAUGGUGAGACAGUUGCACUCGAGCCUUACUCACUAAUUGCCCUGUUCUUUAAAUUAGCUGAACGACUGGAUCCAUAAAUUGGACUUGGAUAUCUGACUGAAAGAUAUUGCUAUUAUGUAAAUGUCUGUGCACUAGAGUGAAAUAGAUGCUACGAUAGAUUCCGUCACAAGGGCCGCUUGCAAUAAAUUUUCUUUUCUUUUUGGUAUGCGUGUGUGCGCGUGUUUUGUACGUUUUCGAGGUUCCUCCGCUGCUACUCCAGUCAUUAAUGCUCCUCGUUUGCUGUAGAGUCAUCCACAUCGUUUUCUGUUCUCAUUAUGUGUCGAGUGUGUAUUUGAAAAUUGAUCUUAACACUGGAAUUUGUUCCGCAGAUUUCAUUUUUAAUUGGUUAUGGCUUUUAUUUAUUUUCUGUUUUUGUUUUUAGAGAGGAGAUAAAUCACAGCACUUGUGUGUCAGUUGAAUUUAAUUCAAGACAUUGGCUUAUUUUUUUCAUGAUAAUUUGCUUUGAAAAACAGUCGACUGUGCAGGUUUCUCCAUGGAGUGGGUCUGUCUUUUAAAAGGUAUACAAAUCUGACUAAAGCGAGUAAUACACAGUGAAUUAUCCGUUUUUUGUUAUUUUUCUGUAUGGGUUGUAAUAAAAAUAUUGCAGUACUUUGUAUGAAAACAAACGAUAGUUAAUUGUAACUAUUUAUAAAAUUAAAUUAUUGUACUUUUUUGCAAUCUGUAGAUAAGUACUAUGUAUUCAUAUAUACAGUAACAACUGUGGAUUUAAAUGUGAUUCUCUGAGGUGUCUAAGUUAUUGAUGUAUAUAUUGUAUGUUUGUUGAUACAGCUUCCUUUAUUUUCUAAAUAAGACCAAUAAAAUGUUUUGAAAAAGGAAAACUUCUCUCUUUGGAGGCUC